UCGGUGCGUGACGUCACCGACCGGCUGUUUGACUCGGAAGCUGCAAUGCUCGAGCGAAACGCGUGAGGAAAGAAAAAUGACCGACAGCGACCUCGAAUUCGCGUCCUAGAAGAAAAAAUCACACAAACAUUUUCCUUCGUAUCAGUGACAGCUCGCCUCAGUAUUACAGCCUUCCCUCACUUCUGACCAGAUAAAAGCUCUUCACUGUGGUUCGUCGUCGAAAGGUACACGGUUAACAGAGCGUUCCAGUCUUCCAGUGUUCCGUAUUAAAGGGUCGCUUCUUGCUAUGGAGAACGCCAAAACACCCGAGCAUAAUGGAGCACCUACACACUACACGAACGGUCUGCUGAACGGAUUUCACCCGGCUCAGUCUAGUCCGAGCGGAGGAGGUGUUAGUGUCGGUAUCGGUAUCGGUGGUGGAGGUGGAGGAGGAGGCGAUGACAGUGGCCCGAACUGUAGUGGUGGCCAUAAUGGUAUCGAAAAUUUCCACCAUCUUCACCAUCAGGAUGUCGCCCACAGCAACGGCUCUCCUGCCAAACGCUGCAGACUCCGCAGACGGAUGGACUCGGGAAGAAAACACCGACCUCCCUUCCCGUGGUUUGGCAUGGAUAUUGGAGGAACUCUGGUGAAGCUGGUCUACUUCGAACCAAAGGACAUCACAGCUGAAGAGGAGCAGGAGGAAGUGGAGAGCCUGAAGAGUAUCCGCCGCUACCUAACCUCCAACGUGGCCUAUGGCAACACGGGCAUCCGUGACGUGCACCUGGAGCUGAAGAACCUGAUAAUGUGUGGCCGCAAAGGCAACCUGCACUUCAUCCGCUUUCCCACUCACGACAUGCACAGCUUCAUCCAGAUGGGCCGUGACAAGAACUUCUCCAGCCUGCACACCACGCUGUGUGCUACCGGAGGGGGAGCCUACAAGUUUGAGGAGGAUUUCCGGAUGGUGGCGAAUCUGGAGCUGCAGAAGCUGGAUGAGCUGGACUGUCUGAUCCAGGGCCUGCUCUACGUCGACUCUGUCGGUUUCAACGGCCACCCGGAGUGCUACUUUUUCCAAAACCCCUCUGAUCCUGAAAACUGUGUCAAGAGGCCAUGUUGCCUUGACAAUCCCUUUCCCAUGUUGCUGGUAAACAUUGGCUCGGGGGUCAGCAUCCUGGCAGUUUACUCCAAAGACAAUUACAAACGGGUCACAGGCACCAGUUUGGGAGGGGGUACGUUUCUCGGCUUGUGCUGCCUGCUGACCGGCUGUGAGACGUUCGAGGAGGCUUUAGAAAUGGCGGCUAAAGGGGAUAGUACAAACGUUGACAAGCUGGUAAAAGACAUUUACGGUGGUGAUUACGAGCGCUUUGGUCUUCAGGGGUCUGCUGUAGCAUCCAGUUUUGGUCAUAUGAUGAGCAAGGAAAGACGUGACAGCAUCAGCAAAGAAGACUUAGCCAGAGCUACUCUUGUCACCAUAACGAACAACAUUGGUUCCAUUGCCCGCAUGUGUGCUGUGAAUGAGAAAAUUGAAAGAGUUGUAUUUGUUGGGAAUUUCCUGCGAAUCAACACAGUUUCUACAAAGCUGCUAGCUUAUGCCAUGGACUUUUGGUCAAAAGGACAGUUGAAAGCCCUGUUUUUGGAGCAUGAAGGUUAUUUUGGGGCUGUUGGUGCCUUCCUAGAGCUACUGAAGAUGACUGAUGACCUCUGAGGCAUUGAAGAACUCCUGAACUUUCUAACCAGAAGCUGCUGUAAGAUGUCAAAGAAAGCAUCCUCCUAUAACCAGGAAAAGCCAAGUCAGCUAUCUAAGAUGAUGCCUGUAUACUUCCCUGUUUGAAAGCUUAAUGCAAGCCUGAUCUAGAUGCUUGUAUCAGGUUUUGCGAGUAUUGUGUGUAUUUUGCCACUAAUAAGAACGGUACAGUCUGCUGUAAGAUAAAAUGAAGAUGGUUAUGUCAAUAGACAACACCCCAUAAGCCAAACUCUGCUGAUGUUUAGACUGAUGCUGAUCACUUUGCAAAAUCGUUACUGUGAUGUUUGUUUUAAAUAUAGAACAUGGUAUAGAACAUGACUUAAUAGCAGAAAUAGAUUCAAAGUAAUCUACAGCUUUGUCUCCUCCCCAGUAUACUAAGUCAUGGUUCCAUUGUAUUAUAGUCUUCUUUACCUUGUCCAAAAUGUUUCAGUGAGAGUUUGGCUAAUUAUUUUGGUUUUAAAGGUCCAAUAAGUAAGAUUUUAUUAACAUUUAAUGGUAGGUUAUAUAACAGAAUAUGUGAUAUGUGGCUAUCACUUCAUUGCCAUAGGGAUGGGCCGAUGGCCGUAGUAACAAGAAGUAAUGAACUAGGCAUUUGACUCCCUUUUCCCUUUAUACCGGCCACACUGGACUUGGGUCCAGUUCACAUGUUGCAAAAAAAACAAACCAAAAGAACAUGUGACCAACGGUGAUUAGCAGUUAGUCAGUAAUAUGCAAUGUACAGCAAAGCCGUUAAUUCCCUGAUUAAGAUGUGAGCAUUACUAUGCACACCUCAGUAAACUAAACACUGUGGUCCAGCAUUAAUGUACACAGGAGACCUACGCCUGAUUGCCAGGGCAGGAGAUUUGAGCAUAUUACUUAUUGGGCUUUCAUAUUUAUGUUUAAAAAUUGUACAGUUUAAAUCAGAAAAUCCAUAGGAUGACUUAGCAGUAUUAACCAAAUCAAAUAUAUCAUAUCAGCAUGUCAUUUUUGAGAUUUCUCCACCUGAAAAUUUAGAAGCUAUAAAUUUUGGGACCAAGAUUUUUAGUGUUUACUAAUCAUCAGCUUUUUGAUUUGUUGGAUCAGUAGUUGAACACUGAUUUAUUCAACAGUAAUGGUAUGCUCUAGUUUUAUUCUAUACUUUGAAUGAUGACUUGUACCCAGAAUGACUACUCUACUCACAUGACCAUAAUUCUUUUUACCCUUGAGAUGUACUUACACUGUAAUAGAUGUUCUUUUUUUAUUAUUUGUUUGUAUUUAUACCAUAUUUUUGCAGUAUCAUUUUAGCGAUUAGUCAUAUUUGUUGCAUUAUUAUAUGAUGGUAUCACAGUUUCACUUGAAGCUCCAAAUUGAGCCUCUAAACAUGUCUCCUGCCUUUUUUCCCGCCUUUUCAACAAACCUGCCUUCAUCAGCCUCUCUGUACAGUUCUCGACACUCUAUAAGUUUCUUUUAAAGAAGCCCAGCAUAAUGUACCUUUAGCAUGAACAUGCACCUUUACAUAGGCUUCUCCAUACAGUAGUACGUGUAGUGCUCUGUUUGGCUGAAUGCUAAUUGAAUAAUGCAGGCUGUGGAACAUGUUCCUAUGAGAAAGUGCUGGUGUGAAAAAGUGGAUUCUUUAUGCUUUAGCCGAGCGAUUGUGUUGAGAGAGUGCUGGGAAGCUGUUGGGUUGAAAGCCAGAUACUGAAAAGCUGGAUAUUCUGGAAAAUCCAGUCACUGUAAUGACUUAAUGAACAGUGUUCCUCUAGGGACAGUUUGUACUUGCCUUCCUCCUCCUUGUGUAUGUGUGUCUGCAUUUGCAGAGACUGUGACAAAAGCUUAAUGUAUAACGAAUAUCAGCAAUUCAAUUCUGCUGACCAACACAGAGUGUUAAGCUAAUCAUGGUAAAUGAAGUCAAACACUAGUAAUAUUUUUCUUGUCACCUCAAAUGUCAAAAGUAUUCAGUCACCAGCUGUCAACAGCCACAUAUGCAUACUUUGUCUAUUUAGAAUGCCUCAUACUCUGAAACUCACUUAAACCCAUGUGAUGCUGGAGUUCAUUCUGUUUCUUUGACAAAUUUUUCUACUUCAUCGUCCCAUUACCUCGUCUUAGUCCUCAGAAUUGCCUUAUGCUGUUGGUCGCCAUUUUGAAUUUUGAGUAUUUGCUUGUGCACAAUGGGAGUCCAACGCAACACUUUUCCGUUUCAAUCAAGUGUUACGGGGUGCCUUUUUACUAAUGGAGACCAGACUUUUAUCUGUGCAUUUUCCUUCUUCAUCUAGAUGUCAUUGUAAAAUGUUAAUGUUAAGUUGGUCUGUUCAUGCUUUUUUCCCAGGAAAUUGAAUCCAUAUGCUAGUACACACUGUUCUAGGCUCUGAGUCACUGCAAAAUAAAACUACACCAGGAGCGAUUAUAUGAAUACAAAGCAGUCUGAGACAAGUUGAAGCACUACAGUCUUUCCCAUUAAUGUUGAAUAUGUGCUUUGUAACAGGCUUUGUCUGCUUAAUGCACGAGUGGUAGGGAUUAGCAUAUCCUCAGUCAUGUUCAUUUUUUUUGUUGUUGUUGUAUUUUCAAGCACACCAGCCUGUUUAGUCAUACUUAAUGCAUUAUCAUCUCAAACCUUUAAAGAGUUGCUAAUAAAAUCCUUCCAGAAUCUGGUCUUAUCUUUUA
This is a messenger RNA of Ictalurus punctatus (channel catfish), 4339 nucleotides long. RefSeq names its product pantothenate kinase 1b (gene pank1b). The record is from RefSeq and is a predicted model, not a curated record. Gene Ontology annotation, biological process: coenzyme A biosynthetic process. Gene Ontology annotation, cellular component: nucleus; cytosol. Lineage: Eukaryota; Metazoa; Chordata; Actinopteri; Siluriformes; Ictaluridae. Bases 287 to 1681 code for a protein of 464 amino acids. The transcript has 7 exons. Gene Ontology annotation, molecular function: ATP binding; pantothenate kinase activity.